Molecule: messenger RNA, 2409 nt
Organism: Rhinocladiella mackenziei CBS 650.93
Lineage: Eukaryota; Fungi; Ascomycota; Eurotiomycetes; Chaetothyriales; Herpotrichiellaceae
Exons: 1
Coding region: 1-2409 (802 amino acids)
Biological process (GO): mitotic chromosome condensation
Cellular component (GO): condensed chromosome; condensin complex
Source: RefSeq, a predicted model, not a curated record
AUGUCGGUUGGUGAGAUAUUCUCCGACGCUCAGCGCUCGUCUGCUGGCCACAUCCAUAAAUCCCUGGCAAAGCGCCUGCGUCGUCUCGAAAACAACCCCGACUUCGAUGCACACCUCCAACAAUGCGUAUUCCGUCUGUUAGAUGUUAGCAAGUCCGAAGUUGCUGGCAAUCGGGUCAUCAAAUUCCUCACAAUCUACCUCGGUUCAGACAAUGCGUCAAGCCGAACCACGUCUUCUAUUCUACUUGCCUUGCUCCCGUUUCUGUGUGCGAAAGACAAAACCGUCCGAUACCGAGCCACCCAGGUCAUUUCCCAGAUUCUGGGUGUGCUGAGCACCAUUGACGAUGACUUGUACAAGGUUAUCAGACAUGAAUUGAUCAAGAGACUGAGAGACAGAGUACCUGCUAUCCGAUUGGAGGCGGUUCUAGCACUAGGGCGGCUGGUAGAGAAUGAGAUGGAGGAGGAGGAGGAGGAGGAGGAGGAGGAAGAGGAGGAGCAGGAUUCGCAUGAAGACCUGGCACCAGGCUUGCUUGAGAAAUUACUGGAUGUCUUGCAAAACGACACCAAUGCCGAAGUCAGACGAGCUCUCCUGCUAAAUCUUCCAAUCACGCCCAAGACAUUACCCUAUUUGCUUGAGCGGGCCAGAGAUCGCGACAGUCCAACGAGAAGGGCAUUGUAUGAGAAACUUCUGCCAUCGCUGGGUGAUUUCCGACACCUGUCCUUGUCAAUGCGAGAAAAACUCUUAAGAUGGGGUUUGAGAGAUCGCGAUGAGAAGGUUCGCCGAGCUACUGCUCGCUUGUUCAGUCAGCGAUGGAUUGAGGAUUGUGCGGGGUCCAGAGUUGAGGAAUCUGAUGAAUCCCAAGAAGAAAAGAAGGAGCUUCAUGAUCCAAGCAUCCCUGCAUUGCUGGAGCUGUUGGAAAGAAUCGAUACUUUGAACACAGGAAAUGAGGCCGGCAUCGCCCGUGAAGCGAUGAAGGAAUUUUGGGCGGGCCGGCCUGACUAUCGUCGCGAAGUUGUCUUCGACGACGAGUUUUGGGAGAAUCUAACCCCUGAAUCAGCCUUUAUGGCGCGCACAUUCAAUGACUAUUGCCAACAAGAUGCCAAAUGUCACUCCAUACUGGAGGAAAAGAUGCCGGAAGUUACGCGACUGGGAUUUCAUCUUCAGAAGCACAUCAACGACCUCCUUGUCAAGGCCCAAAAUGCAAACGAAUCUGAUUCCGACGAAAAGAUGGCCGAACAGGCAGAGCAGGAAUUCAUCGUUGAGCAGCUCCUGUACAUUGCUCAAACCUUGGACUAUACGGAUGAAAUUGGAAGGAGAAAGAUGUUCUCGCUUUUGCGCCAUGCACUUUCAAUGGCAGAUCUCCCUGAAGAAUGCACUCGACUUACAGUGGAGGCCCUGCGACUCGUCUGCAAUGCUGACGCGGCCGGUGAAAGAGAAUUCACCUCCGUCGUCCUCGAAGCAAUUGCUGAAGUCCACGAUAACAUCGCGUCUUCCGACCUCGAGGACGAGGGAAACGACGAAGACAGCUUCGUCUCUGCUCGCAGCGAAGUUAGUGGCAAUUCAGCUGAUUCAACGCCCAAGAACAACAGCAACGGCCCAAGCAAGCGGAACAAGAAUCUCACUGCGGAGGAACAAGAAGCCCAAGCCAUCAAGGAAAUCGUCAUCAACAUGAAAUGCCUCCACAUUGCUCAGUGCAUGUUACAAAACGUGGCCGGCAACUUGCAAUCCAACAUUGACCUACGCACGAUGUUCGACAAUUUGGUCAUCCCCGCCGUUCGUUCUCACGAGGUCCUAAUCCGUGAGCGAGGCGUGCAAUGUCUCGGUCUAUGCUGCUUACUCGAGCCCAAACUCGCCGACGAGAAUAUGAAACUGUUCACACUCUUGCUCAAAAAAGGCCACGAAGCACUUCAGGUCAUGGCACUCCAGAUCCUGUGCGACAUCCUGCUCGCUCGAGGACGGCCCUCACUGAGCCAAAAUACAACGGAUGGCGCUGCGUCGCCCCCUGCCAUUGCUGACGGCGAAGCAGCAAACAAUAACGUCAACACUAGCACGGCAACCACCAAUGUCCCAGCCCUCCUCUCUCCUUUCAUCAAGGCUCUUUCGCAGAAUUUCCCAGACGAAGUCCGCGCUACCGCUACGACUAGUCUGUGCAAGCUCAUGCUGUGCGGCUUCUACAAGGACCAUGAAGAGCUGUUUGAUCAGAUUGUCGAGCGGGCUGUUCAGGUUGCUGCCAAGGGAUGGGAGCUGUUGGAGAAAGUCAAGAUGGCGGCCGCAGUCGAGAGACAGAAGGACAAGAUCGGUGAAAAGGAAAGGGAAAGCAGUGGUAUCGGGAGCGCCAGAGCCAGUACGGAGGGGAUUGCUCACAGUGAUGGGAACACGAGGGUCAGUGAUGAGGGUGUCGAUGCCUAA